AUGAUCAUGACCAACCUGCGGGUUAUUGAAUACGGUGAUUUCGUCAAAAGGUUUGGAGAUGAAGUGAUGAAGAAGGAUAGGGUAUGCAGUGUGUGCUUGGAAGCAAUGGAGAAAAGGAAUGAGAUGAGAGAGCUUUGCAAGUGUAGCCAUGUGUUCCACAGGGAAUGUAUAGAUGGAUGGGUAAAGGAGGGGAGGCUUACUUGUCCCUUGUGUCGCUCUGCUUUGUAUCCCGAUCCGAUGGAUUUUGGUCGGCCAGACCCCCGCAACAGUUUCUUGGACUGUGACGUCAUUUAUUAA
This is a messenger RNA of Gossypium arboreum, 297 nucleotides long. Its product is annotated as E3 ubiquitin-protein ligase RHA1B-like. Lineage: Eukaryota; Viridiplantae; Streptophyta; Magnoliopsida; Malvales; Malvaceae. Gene Ontology annotation, biological process: protein ubiquitination. Gene Ontology annotation, molecular function: ubiquitin protein ligase activity; zinc ion binding. The record is from RefSeq and is a predicted model, not a curated record. The transcript has a single exon. The coding region runs from base 1 to 297 and encodes 98 amino acids.